UUGAUCUUUCUUCACUGUUCUGGGUCUUGCAGGUGUUUGUACGAUGCACGGGAAACUCGGCUGGAAACAGCAAAGUUGGAUAGAAAAGCUUCAGCUGCAUUAUCGCUUUGGCGCGCCGAUCUCGAGGCAAACAUCACUGACGAUAUACUUCGAGAAAAUGAAGUUCCAUCAUCGUCUCGACAUGCGCUCCCGCUCCAAAAUGAGGAACAGUUCAUUGAGGAGUUCCGUACAGAGGUCUUGGACUUUCUUAAUGAUGCUGCCUUAGCUGGUCCAGCUUUGCUCAAGCUGGCUGAAAGUGUCAUAAAAUGGCAGACAAAACUACAUAAUCGAUUAUAUUCACUGCCAAGGCGAUAUCCUAUUCGAUUAUCCAGCAAGUUUCUUGCUGACUACAGUAGUGCAAUGGCAUGUACAGAAAUACCGUCAUCGUUCAAUGCCAAUGUUACUAAGCAGUAUCAGUAUGUUACACUGAUAGCAAGAUUCAACCCGCAUGUCGAAGUUGUAGUCAGGAGUGGACGAGUGAUGAAGAGACUGCAGAUUAUGGCUGUUAAUGGGAAGACAAGCGUUUACUAUCUCCAGCGAUCAGUUUUCGAAGAAAAAACGAAUCGUUGUCAGCAGUAUUUGCAACUUGUAAAAACGUUGUUAGUCAAAGAACGGGAAACUGCACGUCGCCAUUUAUUCGUCUUUACACCUAAUCAGCUGGUUGUAUCACCGCACGCUGUUCUUGUGGAUGUUGGUGGUGCCUAUUCAAUGAGCUUUGUUGCUAAAAAGCCGCAUAUUUUCGACACUAUACGUCCUCUUGAUGUAUUUGCUGAAUAUGGUAUGACUUUCGGGAUGAGACCUGACGACGCAAUAACAAUGUACUACGACAGGAUAGCAGCCUCUGAAGGCAGUCUUGCCACAGCAAUGCUAGAGACGUACAGGGGUUUUGUUGUUGAGAAUUUUAUUGGACCAUCCAUUUUCAAAAAUUAUGUAGUGGAACGAUUCACUGAUCCCACUUACUACUAUCUGUUCCGUAAAAGAGUCGCACAACAGCUGGCUGUAGUGAGCAUUCUGGAGUUGCUGGUGCGUUUGUCUCCUCUGUUUUUAGAUGACUUGUAUAUUCGCACCUCUACCGCUCAGCUGGCUUCUCCUCGAUGCAGUUUCAGCUUCGACAUGGGAGUUGAUAGAAAAGUUCCGUUCCGAUUGACACCAAAUUUUCAGCGGUUCCUUGGUAUGACAUUGGAAGGUAAUAUUUUCGAUUGA
Strongylus vulgaris is the source of this 1242-nucleotide messenger RNA. NCBI's taxonomy places the organism in Eukaryota, Metazoa, Nematoda, Chromadorea, Rhabditida, Strongylidae. The record is from the annotation of a GenBank genome assembly.